Molecule: messenger RNA, 519 nt
Organism: Lingula anatina
Lineage: Eukaryota; Metazoa; Brachiopoda; Lingulata; Lingulida; Lingulidae
Biological process (GO): NADPH regeneration
Cellular component (GO): cytoplasm
Molecular function (GO): nucleotide binding; oxidoreductase activity
Source: RefSeq, a predicted model, not a curated record
AUGAAACUGACAGAUCGAAAACAAAGCCAAACCCACGUGAAGUAUCUCACAGGGAAAGGUGUUUUCUGUGAAAAGCCAAUUUCACAAGAUAUUGCUGGAACUGAGGCAUGCUACGUAGAAUCGGAAAAAGCUCGGAAACCCUUGUUCUGCUCGUUCAACAGGAGGUACGACCCCAGUAUUAGAGGCGUUCUUAAUGGCAUCGAGGAGCAGAAUGUUGGUGACAUCCAUAUGGUCAAAAUGUGCAGUCGAGACUCUCCUCUACCGCCUAUGAGCUACCUGAAGAUAUCUGGAGGCAUAUUCCAUGACUGUGCAGUUCAUGACAUCGACGUUAUCUGCUGGAUUCUUCACCAGUAUCCAGUCUCUGUCUAUGCUCAAGGCCACGCCCACAUCAAGGCCAUUGCUGAAAUGGAUGAUGUUGAUACAGUUGCUAUAACGAUGAAAUUUCCCAGCGGCGCCUUGGCGAUGAUUGAUCUCAGUCGCAAUGCCAGUUAUGGCUAUGACCAAAGAUUAGAGCUGUAA